AUGGAACUCUAUGUAUGGUCGGAGCUUGCUGAGCCAGGAGACUUCCGGUUAUUGUAUCUUCAAGGCUGGGAUAGCACAGCGGCUAUCAUCUGCUCCCUAAUCCCAGCAUCGAUCGCGAAGCCACCGAGCUACUGCGCUAUCUCACAUUGCUGGGGAAAACGGGAUCUUACCCAUGCUAUAGUAUGCGACGGCAAAAGGCUUCCUAUCACCGCCGCUGUUCACGCUCUCUUCGCUCAAAUCCAGAAAAGUGAUGACCUGGAGAAGACAAUAUGGAUCGAUGCCGUGUGCAUCAAUCAAGACAGUCCUGAGGAGCGCGCCCAGCAGGUCCUCCUCAUGAAGGACAUCUUCUCCAAGGCCCAGCUUACCAUCGUCUACUUCGGUGAGCCAGAGAGGGCCAAAGAUGUGCCGGCUAUGCUCGAGCUUGGUGAUAAGAUUAUUGAAAUGGCGCGUAAAACGCCUCCAAAACACCUAAAGGAAGAAGACCUCGUGUCGAACGGCCUGCCAUCUCUUGGAGACACAUCGUGGACAACAUUGGCCAAUUUCUUCUGCUUGCCAUGGUUCAAUCGUGUUUGGAUCGUACAAGAAUACGUCUUGGCAAAUGUUAUAACAUUUCUCUAUGGUGAACACUGGAUACCUCACGAAUAUAUCAUCUCAAUCAACCGCACUUUCUCCAAAAACGAGGACUCAUAUAAUCUCGAAGAGCUCCUCAGACCACUAGCCACACGUCCCAAGCAAACUUCGGCGUUCUGGAACAACGAUACACCCACACGGUGGUUGGGCAUCUCUCAAAAAAUCUCUCAGAUGGAAUAUUUCCGAUCCAUGCGCAAACUGAACAUAGACUAUCAGAAAUGGGCUCUGCGAAUGUUGACAUCGCGAUCAAGCUCAACGGAGGCGACCGAUCGUCGAGACUACAUCUUUGGUAUGCUCGGUCUUUUGCCUAUAGACGCUGCAAAUCAUCCAGACCUUCAGCCAGACUACAAUGCGCCCGAUCAGCAUGCUUACACAAAGCUCGCGCGCUUUAUCCUAGAGACCAAGGGUCUUGCAAGCCUCCUCAGCAGUACCGGUUUUCCAAGACGCACCAUCAAGGGUGCGCCUUCUGGUGCGUCUUGGGUGCCCGACUGGUCAACACAAAGACUAUCAACGACGAUUCACCGGCAAGCCAUGCUUACGAUACCCAGCAAGUUCGGCCAAGACAACUCUGCACCGUGGCGCUUAGACAAGGAGAACAUACCUCAGAAGCUAUACGUCCGCUGCAUCGUGUGGGACAGCAUUGAUAGAGUUGACUCUCUGCUUGCCAGAGCACUGGCUCAGCCAGGUAUCAAUUUUGCCGUGUGUCAAGUUCACUUCACCUUCGACACCCUGAAUCUAAUGAUGGAAUCUGGAUAUGCUGAUGAGGGACCUGCUGCCCUGGCUUUGCGGCACAUGAGGACACUGUGCCUUUCGAACCCUCCAAAGCGAGGGCUUGGGCCGGGCUACUUGACGGUCUCCGAACUAGAAGACGCAAGCAAAGUUGUUGCCCCUAGGUAUGAUUUCAACAAUCUUGCACCUCUAUUGACCGAUGCAGGCCUUCAGACGCAGACAUCGCAGGUGCUUGGGCGGUUGUACAUCAGUGACCAACGCUUGGGAUUUGCGUUGACGCAGUUGGGUAGGAUUGGGCGUGUCCCGCACGAGGCGAAGAAAAAUGACAAGAUCUGCUUCUUUCAAGGUAUCGACAUCCCAUUUGUUGUUCGAGAGACUGGUCCGAUUACCCGUCAAUUCAGUCUCAUUGACCAUUGCUACAUAGAUGGUGAGAUGGAUGGCUCUUUUUGGCAGCGACAUGACGAUCAGAAGGCCCAGGAGAUAUGUCUGGUUUAG
Molecule: messenger RNA, 1854 nt
Organism: Exophiala viscosa
Lineage: Eukaryota; Fungi; Ascomycota; Eurotiomycetes; Chaetothyriales; Herpotrichiellaceae
Product: heterokaryon incompatibility protein-domain-containing protein
Exons: 1
Coding region: 1-1854 (617 amino acids)
Source: RefSeq, a predicted model, not a curated record